AUGUUAAAAAUCAGAUUAAAACGUUACGGAAGAAAAGGGCAACCUUCAUAUCGAAUUGUUGCGGCUGAUAGUAGGGUUAAACGUGAUGGAAAAGCUAUUGAAGAAUUAGGGUUUUAUAAUCCACUUAAUGAUGAGACACAUCUUAAAUAUAACCAGAUUAUCAAACAUCUGAAAAACGGAGCUCAGCCUACGGAUACGGUACAAAACAUUUUAUUAAAAGCAAAGGUUUUUGACUUUUUCUAA
This is a messenger RNA of Trichoplax adhaerens, 243 nucleotides long. RefSeq lists its product as uncharacterized. The coding region runs from base 1 to 243 and encodes 80 amino acids. The transcript has a single exon. Gene Ontology annotation, biological process: mitochondrial translation. The record is from RefSeq and is a predicted model, not a curated record. Gene Ontology annotation, cellular component: ribosome; small ribosomal subunit. Gene Ontology annotation, molecular function: structural constituent of ribosome. NCBI's taxonomy places the organism in Eukaryota, Metazoa, Placozoa, Uniplacotomia, Trichoplacea, Trichoplacidae.